Messenger RNA from Metarhizium robertsii ARSEF 23, 2907 nucleotides. Its product is annotated as WD40 repeat 2. The transcript is spliced from 3 exons. Lineage: Eukaryota; Fungi; Ascomycota; Sordariomycetes; Hypocreales; Clavicipitaceae. The coding region runs from base 1 to 2907 and encodes 968 amino acids. Gene Ontology annotation, molecular function: protein binding. The record is from RefSeq and is a predicted model, not a curated record.
AUGGACAACCACGACUUUGAUCCGUUUGAGGAUGUGCCGGACCACCUCAAAGUUUUGGGCCAAGGCUGGGCGGCCAAGUUUAACCCAGCCGUGCCGCGUAUCAUGGACCUGAGUCUCCGUCAUAUACUCAUGCCUAGUGUAUCCGAGGUAGUUUGCGUCAGAUUCUCGCCAGAUGGCGGUCUCGUUGCCGUUGGCAUCGAUUGCGGAGUUCAAAUCUUCAGAACAGAUACGCGACAAAUGUUUUGUGAGAUGAAGCACGGCCUGACCCAAUGGGGGCAGCCCGACUUGGUUCGCGCAGUCUGCUUCCUGGCAGGAGGCAACGUUUUGGCCGCUGCUGGUGAUGACGGAAAAGUCAGGCUGUGGGAUAUCAAUAGUCGCAGUAUUACCCACUCCUUUCUCGGGCAUGAGGCGACAGUUACUUCCCUGGAAUUAUCCAAGGACUCGAGGUUCCUUGUCUCGGGCUCUGAGGACAAGACGGUGCGCUGUUGGGAUAUCAACUCUGGUCAGGAGGUAGCAAAAGGCGUCCUAUCCCAUCGCGUCUUAUCGCUUUCACUCUCUCCGGAUGCAAAGAUUCUCGCUGCAGGAACUCUGCACGGAGCUGUGCUGCUAGAUGGGACUACCUGCGGCCUUGUCGGGGAAGUUGGAGACGGUGAUGCCCAUGACAAUACGGUGUAUUCUGUUGCGUUUUCUCCUGAUGGCAGCCGACUUGCCACUGCCGGUUCGGAUAAGAUGGUGCGCAUUUGGGACAUGUUGCCAUCUGGUGGCAAGCCUAGGUUGUUGCAUGCAAUAGAUGGGCACGAGGAUGAGGCCCUAUCGGUUUGUUGGGCAGAGAACGGCCGCUGGAUCAUAUCUGGUUCCAAGGACAGAAGCUUCUUGAUCUCAGACUCAGAGUCUGCCAAAGUCCAAGCGACCGUGUAUGGCCACAGCAACGUAGUCUUAUCAGUGACUUCUAUGCCUGCACAGUGUCUUUUUGCUACGGCAGGCUCUGACCUUGGACGUGUCAUGCUCUGGUCUUACAAGAUUCUCACUGAACCUUACAUGGCUCCUACAUCAGCCCCUCGAGCCAGCUUGAAACGGCCGGGAUCUGGCCUGCCGUUGCAUUACUUGCCGCCGUCGAAGAAGCACUUUCCCAUCUUUAUGGGAGACGAGGAACGUGACUGGUCUGCUGCCACCUUGCUUAUUCGUGAAGUUUGUAUGCUCAAAAUGAUUGAUCAACUGACUGAUAAGCCCGAGUGGUGGCUCAAAGUUCGUGAUCCCGAUAUUACGGCUAAAUGGAAGGCUGAGGCUUUGGAAAUGGAUUGGGCAGCCUAUCGGCAACAUGGUGAUUUUACAACUGCCAUGGCGGAUGCGUGCAUCGCCGAGAUGCAAAAGAAGGCCGAGUUGUAUGAGAAGACAGGUCUGGUUCCAGUCUUCGAUUACUCGGCCUGUGUUGUCAAGUCUGAUACUAUUGCGGCAGACUUGUUUGGAAAGCUCAAGGACGCUGUGAUGCCUUUGGAGAAUGUUCCCGAAGACCAGAAAGACUGGCACCCUGGCAGCGACGGCAAGGUUCUUGACCUUGUUCAUCCAUCUCUGUGGCCUUUGGUGUACGGACGCACGCGCAUUCUCACCGACAGGACCUGCAAUGUUCAGGAUUGCAUUAGCUCCUGCGGGCAAGGGAGUGUUCUAUCCAAGCCAACGAGCGCUGAACUGGUGAUGAAGCAGCGUUGGCCGUAUGACGAGGACGGGUUGUCGAUUCCGUCCUUGUCUCUCAACUUUCAGUGGCUGCCGUGUGAUGUAGUAAUUGAUACAGACGGACAUGCUACGAUUGACAGCUACAUCAACAAUCUGAACCCCUCUGAACAUGCCGAGCUGUACAGUAUCAUCGGCGGAUUCAUCGAACAAUCGCUUCCGGCGUGGGAUAUUGUCUACCGCUGGCCAGACGAAUUCAGUUUCCAACGAUUGAAAGCAGAAAUGGUUGGUCCGAACUGUACGACGCCCGACAAAUGCGAGUACGGAUGCUACCCGUCGAACAGGCCUCUCAAUGAAGGCGAGCGCCCUCGCGAAGACGAUGAUGAGUCUUCUCCUCCUUCUCCUUCCGCUUCUACCGUGGGCUCCGAGAACGAUCCUGUUCGCGAUCAAUUAGAUUCCGAGUGGUUUGACAGGACGCACAAGGUCAUCUUGCCAGAUGCCGUGCCCGAACAGAACCUGAAGCCCGAUCGAUUCUUUCACCUAACGCCGCAAGACGUCAGGUCGUCAAAAUUCUUCAAUGGCAAAUCUCGUAUACAGGUCAUUGUGAAGCUGGCCAACAUUCAUCUAACGCCAAAAAACCCCACCUACAACGGCGGCUCGUGGCAUAUCGAGGGACAGUUAAACGAGCACAUUUGCGCCACCGCUCUCUUCUACUACGAUAAUGAGAAUAUCACGGAAUCCCGUCUCGCUUUUCGAACAAGGUCAAACCGCGAAGAGCUUGAUACCGGCCUGGACUACCAGCAAUCCGAUUACAGGUCGAUAGCCCGGACCUUCGCCAUAGAUCCUACGCCGCCGCACGACAGUACCGUGCAAGACAUCGGAUCAGUGCUCACAAGAAGCGGCCGCGCCGUGUUCUUCCCCAAUCUCUACCAGCAUCAAGUCCAGCCGUUUUCCCUGGCUGAUCCAUCACGCCCUGGUCAUCGGAAGAUAUUGGCUUUAUUCCUGGUAGACCCGGCUAUCCCAAUCAUUUCUACGGCGCAGGUGCCCCCUCAACAGCCUCAUUGGAGGGCCGGUCAUGGAACACAACAGGGAUCGUCUUCAGAAGAUACGGCAACUGAUGUUGUAGAUUGGGCACAGGCUGUGCAAAUCCGGGCAGAGCUUAUGCAGGAACGAUCUGCUUUGCAGACCCAGACGAACCAAAACUAUGAGAAGGCUACUUUUAAUUUUUGUGAGCACUAG